CGCGCGCGUGUGUAUUCGUGCCUGUGUGUGUGUGUGUGUGUGUCUGCGUGCGCAUGGCCGCAUGCGCAUGUGUGUGGCCCUGUGUUUGUAUGUAAGCAAUCCAGGGAGGAGCCAGAACACAGCAUUAGAGAAAAGAGGAUGGCGGAGCUGAAAUCCCGCAGCCGGGAGAGCGUGAACAAGGUGACGGAGGAGAAGAUGGAGGGCCCGGCAGACGAGGGCAGUGUGGUGGAGGAGCAGCCCAUGGCAGAGUCUCCCAAAGAGAACGGCCCCGCCCCCAAAAACAAGAUCGAGCUGAAGAGGAGCAUCACGCUCUUCAACGGCGUGGGCAUGAUCAUCGGCACCAUCAUCGGCUCGGGCAUCUUCGUGUCGCCCACGGGCGUGGUGAAGGAGGUGGGCUCGGUGGGCCUGUCGCUGAUCGUCUGGGCCGUGUGCGGCAUCGUGUCCACCAUGGGCGCCCUGUGCUACGCCGAGCUGGGCACCACCAUCACCAAGUCGGGCGGCGACUACACCUACAUCCUGGAGGUGUAUGGCGAGCUGGCGGCGUUCCUCAAGCUGUGGGUGGAGAUGCUGAUCAUCCGCCCGUCCUCCCAAUACGUGGUGUCCCUGGUGUUCGCCACAUACCUGCUCAAGCCAGUCUACCCGGUCUGCCCUGUUCCGGAGUACCCGGCCAAGAUGAUUGCUUGCCUCUGCCUAACUUCGCUGACCUUUGUGAAUUGCAUCAGUGUCAGAGCGGCAACCAAAGUCCAGGAUGUCUUCACAGCGUCGAAGCUCCUCGCGCUCAUCAUCAUCAUUUUCUUUGGCUUUGUUCAGAUAGCAACAGGUGAUGUCUCUUACCUGACUCCAAAGCUGGCGUUUGAGGGCAGCAAAAUGGGAGUGGACAACAUAGUGCUGGCCCUGUACAGCGGCUUGUUUGCCUACGGUGGAUGGAAUUAUCUGAACUACGUCACGGAGGAAAUGAUCAAUCCAGAGAGGAACCUACCGCUGUCAAUCAUCAUCAGCAUGCCCAUCGUAACUGUGGUGUACGUGCUGACCAAUAUGGCGUACCUCACCACCAUCCCUCCACAGGUCAUGGUGGAGUCUGAAGCGGUCGCUGUGGCUUUCGGGGAGUACCAUCUGGGUGUGAUGUCCUGGAUCAUUCCCGUCUUUGUGGGGCUGUCCUGUUUUGGUGCAGUGAAUGGCAGUUUGUUCACAUCAGCCAGGCUGUUUUAUGCGGGUGCUCGUGAGGGACAGCUGCCUGCCGCACUUGGAUUGGUUCACACCGACCUCUUCACUCCAGUGCCCUCCCUCAUCUUCACCUGCUGCCUGUCCAUGUUCUACGCGCUGUCUAAGGACAUCUUCUCCGUCAUCAACCUCUUCAGUUUCUUCACGUGGCUGUGCGUCGGCAUGGCGAUCGCUGGCAUGCUGUGGCUGCGCUGGACCAAACCUGACCUCCGCAGGCCCAUCAAGAUCCCACUGGUGGUGCCGUUGGCGUUUGUGAUCGGCUGCGCCUUCAUGGUGGUGGUGUCCUUCUGGGCCGCCCCCUUCGAGUGCUUGGUAGGCUCGGGCAUCAUCCUCUCCGGGAUCCCCUUCUACCUGCUGGGCUACAAGUGGGAGAAGCCUCGCACGGUGCAGAAGGUCCUUGAAAUCUUCACCCUGUUCUGCCAGAAGGUUUUCUUGGCCGUUCCAGAGGAGCGGGAUACGAAAGAGUGAUCCGAUCAGAGCUCGGGACGGGUGAUCGACAAGACUCUGCGCUCUUGCCAUCGUUUGUCAUAUUUGUGUUGAAGUCAAAGAGAAGUGGCAUUGUGUUUUGUCUCUGUGGUUUCAGGUAAAUCUGUUCAUUUCUUUUGUCCUCCUCCUCCUACUUUUCUCACGUAACGAAGACAUCCAGUAUUUCAGUCACACCACCACAACUCGAUCAGUAGACACACAAGAUAAACUCUGCUGUGGUUCGGAGUCUCUACGGUUGGUCAUGUUUAUCAGAGCUCAGCGUGACUGAUGCUCAGUUUCGAGUUGCAGCUCAGCCUAAAUCAGUGUCCGCCCCUUUAACCCCCAAGCUGCACAAACGAACCCCACAUUGGAGCCCGGUCGCCCAGGUCUAUUCAGGCCCCAGCACCCGUAGAGAUGUGGUGUCUGCAUAGAGCUACUGUAAAUGUAGACACAUUUGCAUUCACAGCCGAAUGCCAGCGCAGCACUUCUCUGUAGACUAUUAUGUCUCUAAGCAUAAAUGUUUCUUUUGCACCAGAGUAUAUUCUUGGCUGGUAGGUUGAGCAUUGAGCAGUGAUUGCUCUGGGCAUGCCUGGUGUGUAUGCGUGUGUGUGUGUGUGUGGGGGGAGGGGUUAAACCUUA
Molecule: messenger RNA, 2325 nt
Organism: Sardina pilchardus (European sardine)
Lineage: Eukaryota; Metazoa; Chordata; Actinopteri; Clupeiformes; Clupeidae
Product: large neutral amino acids transporter small subunit 1-like
Exons: 11
Coding region: 139-1689 (516 amino acids)
Biological process (GO): neutral amino acid transport; amino acid transmembrane transport
Cellular component (GO): membrane
Molecular function (GO): L-amino acid transmembrane transporter activity; neutral L-amino acid transmembrane transporter activity
Source: RefSeq, a predicted model, not a curated record